This is a messenger RNA of Podospora pseudocomata, 2082 nucleotides long. RefSeq lists its product as uncharacterized. The transcript has 2 exons. Gene Ontology annotation, biological process: intracellular iron ion homeostasis; iron ion transport; copper ion import. Gene Ontology annotation, molecular function: ferric-chelate reductase activity. The record is from RefSeq and is a predicted model, not a curated record. Gene Ontology annotation, cellular component: plasma membrane. Lineage: Eukaryota; Fungi; Ascomycota; Sordariomycetes; Sordariales; Podosporaceae. The coding region runs from base 1 to 2082 and encodes 693 amino acids.
AUGAGAGGCCUUCUCACAGCAGCAGGGUUGGCGGCCCUCGCCGUCCCAGCACAAGCCCUUAUUGGAUACGGCAUCACCAUGUACGAUCCCUCCUGCGGCUUCGGUUGCUACGACUCGAUCUCGGGUUUCAUGCUGGAGUGCUCGGUGAUGGACCAUGGACCGGUGGGCGCGCACAGUCACGGUGCUGGAGGCCCAACAUCACCAGAAUGCCGUGCCGGGGACGAUUAUUUCCUGACGACACUGGCAUACUGCAUGAACACCACCUGCGAUGCCUCGACCCCAAGAUGGAAGUUGGAGAAAUUUUGGUCCGAGCAGGCCACCGGCAGCAAGACGGUUGCGGCGAAGUGGUCAUACACCGAAGCUCUGGCGCAAAUCAAGGAGCCCCCCACAGACCAGUAUGGCGAGGAUGAUCAUCACCUCACCCGAACAGUGCUCUUGGAUCCCGAAACCGUCAAGGCCAACACCUUGACUCGAGAAUACUUUGAGCAAGCCGAGACGAUCCACUCUCAAUAUGGACUUAUUCUCUUGAUCGUGGGCUUUGGCACACCAGUGGUCAUCUCCAUGUUCACCAGGCUGCCAUACAUGAGCACCCUGUCAGACAAGCUGAAGCCAUACCUGGUCUAUCCCUCGCUCAUCGGAACAUACCACGUACGGCCCCUGCCCUACCUCCUCGGAAACGCUGCAACAGUCGGCCAGUCGCUGUACGUCAUCAUGUUUGCGGCGCUGAACAUCGCCAUGGCGGCAGCAGGCUACAAGUCUGUUCAGCCCAACGCUUGGUUCGCGAACGAAUGGCAGGAAGUAAUGGGAUACUUUUCCGCCAGAACCGGUGUCCUAGCUUUUGCUUUGACGCCUCUUGUCAUCCUGCUUUCUGGCCGCAACAACAUUCUCCUCUGGGCGACCAACUGGUCUCACUCGACCUUUAUGGUCCUCCACCGGUGGGUGGCCCGGAUCUACGCUGCCCAGGUCAUCAUCCACUCGGUUGCUGAAUUGGUCUUGUACAUCGACAUGGAAUCCUACGAAGCCGAAUUCAAGACGGAGUACUGGGCCUGGGGUAUUGUGGCCACAGUCUUUGCCUGUGCCAUGUUGGUCUUUAGCUCGCUCUUCUUCAGACGGUGGUCGUACGAGUUGUUCCUCGUUGGUCACAUCAUCAUGGCCGUCUUUGUGAUUGUCGGCAGCUGGUACCACGUCGAGUUCUUGUUCCAGCGCAGGUGGGGAUACGAGUUUUGGCUGUAUGCCGCCUGCGCUGUCUGGUUCUUUGACCGUAUGAUCCGGGUCUUCCGCGUUCUCAAGAACGGCCCCAGACGGGCGGUUGUCACAGAAGUGUCUGAGGAUAUUGUGCGGGUUGAUGUCAAGGGCAUCCGGUGGACAGCUGCGCCUGGUCUUCACACCUAUGCCUACUUUCCAGCCCUGAGCCCAUGGAGACCAUGGGAGAACCACCCGUUCUCCAUCCUGCCCACGGCUCUUCUCCAGUCCAAGCGGGAUGCUUCCUUGUCCGGAGCUGCUUCGGGCAGUGACACGCGGAGCACCGCUGAUGUCGAGAAAUCAGGCGGCGUCACCAGCACCAGCACACCGCAAAGAGACGACCAAGCACUUGGCGGGGCUCCUGGAACGGGCAUCACACUCUACGUCCGCAAGUCCAAGGGUUUGACCAAGCUGCUUGCCAACCACAACUCCCUCCUCACACUCUUGGACGGCCCAUACCCAGACAACCCGACAAAUGGGGUGCUCAAGUCGGACAGACUCCUGCUGAUCGCCGGAGGAGUCGGAAUCACGGGUGUGCUGCCGUACAUUGCGAGGCACACCAACGUCAAGAUUUGCUGGAGCGUCAAGGCUUCGGCCGAGGGCUUGGUGCGGGACCUGGAGGGUCCGUUGUCUAGAGUGGCUGAGAAGGACGUCAGAAUUGGCAGCAGACUGGACGUGGCGGCGCUGUUGGCCGAGGAGGAGCGGACGGGGUGGAGCAGAGUCGGAGUGGUCGUGUGUGGGCCCGGGGGACUUUGCGACGACACUCGGGCGUUGGUGGCAGCCAAGGCGCGGACCGGGCCGACUGUCUGGGAGCUCGAGGUGGACGCGUUCUCUUGGUAG